Zingiber officinale is the source of this 1287-nucleotide messenger RNA. RefSeq names its product F-box/LRR-repeat protein 25-like. The record is from RefSeq and is a predicted model, not a curated record. Gene Ontology annotation, molecular function: protein binding. The coding region runs from base 1 to 1287 and encodes 428 amino acids. Lineage: Eukaryota; Viridiplantae; Streptophyta; Magnoliopsida; Zingiberales; Zingiberaceae. The transcript is spliced from 3 exons.
AUGGAUAGCCGCCGCCGCCGCCGCCGCCAGGACGUGCAGUCGGAAGACGACUACCUGAGUAAUCUCCCGGACGAGCUUCUCAGCCACAUCCUCUCCUUCCUCCCCACCCUCGACUCCAUCCGCACCUCUGUUCUGGCCCGCAGAUGGCGCCACGUCUGGACUUCCGUCCCGGUCAUCGACUUCUCCUACCUCCAGCUAAAACCCUUCGUCAUGAAUCGCUUCUUCGCUUCCCGCGGCGGCGAAUCUGUUUCUCGUCUUCACCUCUCCGGACUCAGCAAUAUUCAUGAUCAUGGAAUUAUCGUCGGCGGCAGGAUCAUAGCUGAACGCAGAAUAAAUCGUGGCCAUCCCGUCUAUAAAUUGCUCGAAUAUGUCAAAUCCCACGAUGCCCGACACGUGACUCUCCGCAAGUUCUCCUUCGAGUAUUGCAGCAAUAGUUUGCUCGACCUUCUGUUCGAUUGGCCAUCGCUCGCCUCACUGAAUAUGCAACUCGUCGGCUUUACGAAUCUCACAUUAUUUAAGUUUUGCAAAUUCAGAUUGAGCAAUCUCAAGACGCUUUCCCUCUCACUCGGCAAAAAUACAAUCAGUAAUGAGAUCUUAGCGAAGCUGCUCUCCGCCUGUCCUAUUUUACAAGAACUACAAUUAAAAGCAGAUUAUCCCCAGGCUCGGCACGAAUCCAUUCAAAUACAAAUUCCAAGUCUUCUCCGAUUGACUCUGAUUCCUGUCCCGUCGAAACUUCAAAUCAAUUGUGAGAAACUUGAAUAUCUAAGGCUAAAGGCCGACGCCAAUCUAAUGCACUUGCAUGUGGAAGCCCCUUCUUUGACCUCCGUUCGAUUAUACAGAUUUUGGCGUUUUGGAACAUUUGCUCAGACGAUAUGCAAUGUGACUACGGUAGCUAUAAGGGUGUCAAAUAAACGCCUUUUAGGCUUGACUCCUAUAUUCCUAGGAAAAUAUAAAGCCGUCGUCCAAGGGUUUCCCAUCUUUCACAAAUUGAUCGAGUUGAAGAUCAAAAUAUAUGUCGCAGAACAAUUCAGCUUGGACAUCGUAUUUGAUCUUCUUCGAUGCACACCGAAUUUGCAGUCGCUCAUUUUAACUGAGUAUAAAAAGCCAUCGCCAUCGCGUGAUGAGGAUUUGAGCGAGUGGGAGAAUUCAUCAUCCAGGAUUAAUGAACCCUUGGAGCAUUUAGAAAGGGUUUCGAUAAAUAUCAACAGUGAGCGAAUCCAGUCAACGUUUCUAAAGACACUGUCAGAGAUAGUUCCAGCGUGGGAUAGAGUAGUAGUCACCUGCUAA